CAUCACUGUGAAACCAUAACUCAUUACAGGAUAUGAAGGAAAAAUACAAUUUAGAUUACGAACUUUUGAGAAUAGUUGUAUCUUCAUUGACACAUCCGAGAGGAGAUAUUACCACUUCGUCUGUGAUUGCUGGUAAUUAACGAAAGCUCGCUCCAUCUCAUUUUAUAUUCAUUUUCCUGCUCUGAGUAAGAAGAACAGAGUUAUUUUCAUCGUACAAAACCAAUUAAGGUCAAACCUCUUCUAUCAUUACCGUUACUUGGCUGAUUGGUUUGCCUUCAGAACGAUAUGGCGAACUUCUGGCAGAUCAUCUAUAUCUUUGGAAUCAUUAUCUUACAACAGACAUCAUCAGUCUAUACAGUAUGCCCGAGACCAACUGGAGACGAAUAUGCAAAUACUAUUUUUAUACCUUCUAUGGAUGUAUAUGAAGAGUCCUCUUUUGUCGAGGUGACAUGUCAACCGGGAUACACAGGAGAGGGAUCACCCUCAAGCUAUUGUAGUAACGGGGACUGGUUACCACCGCCUUCAAUAUGCUAUAGUGACUGUGAGCGACCGGGGGUUUAUGAUGACGUCACAUACAGCCCGAAUGAAGAUAGUUACACACACGGCUCUCUUGUGACGUAUGAAUGUGUGGAUGCAAUGAGUGAUCUAUUAGGUGAUGGUCAAUCGGUUUGUGAGAAUGGAGUCUGGAAUCCAACACCAACCGUAGCUAAUCCAUCCUGCUCUGGAAUCCGGACAGUUCCACCAACGACUCGGCCACAGACGUCAGCUACAACAUCAGGAUUCACCACAAGCAACCAACUGCCAACUGACGCAACAACUCAAUCAGAAGGCACAACAGAUACUAAGAUGACCACCGUCACACCUCUUGAAAAAACAGAAGGAGUUCCAACUGGUUCCAUCUCACCGGAAAGUCCUACCACGGGUGAAUCUCUAACUCAAACAUAUACACCCCUCACUACAGAAGUUUCAGCCUCUUUCUCACCAACUUCUGUGAGUGAUCGUAUAACGGUCUCUGGAGAAAUUACUACAAUGUCUGGACAAACAGAUGAUGAUAGAACUGUUUCUGAUUCCACUGAGCUACCUGACAGGAGUACUGUAUCUGAUGACUUUACAGAUCAAACUAAAAGCAUUACCACCUCUGAAGCUACAGAUCUAACGGAAGUAAGUACUGUCUCUGAGGCUACGGAUCAAACUGAACUUAGCACUGUUACUGAUUCCCAGGAUCAAACCGAUAGUAGUACCGUUGCCGAUAAUACGGACGGUAAUACCGUCUCUGAGAUUACAGAUACAACCGAAGGUAGGACUGUUUCUAAGGCUACUGAACAAACUGAAAGUAGCACUCUUACUGAUGGUACGGAGGCAACUCAUGUCAGCACCGUGACUGGUGCUACGGAGCCAAAUGAGGACUCUCAGACAACAGGAGCUACUUCCAGAAUGCAAACAGGGAAUACAAACACCCAAGGAACAGAUCAACCCACAAAUGAACCAUCCCCAUCUGAGUCCGUCACAGGCAGCUUAGAGACAGAAUUUCCAAGAAUAUCCACAGCAACACAUACAGAGGAAACCCAGAAUCCUACCACAGUAACAGCUACAUUGGAGUCUGAGCACACAACACCUGAACAAUUAAGCGAUGUGACAACUGAUUCUUCUGACACAAGUAGCACAUUGAGGCCAAUUACAGACUUGAAUUCUCAGGCUACGAAUGAUAUUCAAACAACAACUCAAGACCAAACAGACAUGACCGCUUUAUCAACAGACGAUGCAUCAGCAGAAACAACCGCGAGUUCCCACGCUACCAUGACGACACUGCCAUCAGGGUCUCAGGGUAUGACUUCUUCUGCAUUAGGCACCGGCCCUCUAGAGUCUGACCCAACAAUGAUAUCUACAGAAAGGUUCUCAUCACAACAUACAGAUGAUGCCAUUACCAGCCGUCAGACUGAAGCGCCCUCUAUGACCACACAAGCAAUAUCCAACAUGAGCACAGACGAGAUGGAAACCGUUCCGGCAGGAACGUCUGAUGAAACAACUCAUGAGCCAACUGAAGGUGUGACUUCUUUAACGGACAUGGUGGACGGUACUACUGCGGAAGAUCUCACAACCAUCUCAACCGAUGCUUCGACCAAUCCAAGAACAACCAGUAGGCCAAAGACAACUGCAAAGGAAGAAAUGACCACCAUUCAGACAACUCCACCUGUCGAGGACCUAUGCAAUGGUCAGUGUGAUGAGACCAGAGAGAUCUGCGUAGAAACAAGCUGUGAAUGUCGGGAGGGCUUUCAGAGACCUUACGAAGAAUCAACAUGUGAACCGACAACAUUCUAUAGCAUAAGCAUGACGAUACUGGAGAUUGAUGGUGUUACCGCUAUUUUAACAAGCGAUCUUCGCACGACUGGAAGUAACGCUUUUAAUGCCUUACAGUUAACUAUUUGCACAUCGGUAACUACGCUGCUGGACGGUGUCUUUAAUGGUUUUAAGACAUGCUCCAUCACUGGGUUUACUGCAGGAAGUAUCAUCGCUGAUAUCAAAUUGGGCUUUACAAAUACAACAGGAGUUGACGUGGCAGCUAUACUCGACGCUGUAAUGACGAGCGAACUCUAUCAAACAACUAACUCAAAUUUCACUAUCAAUCCAAGCGAAACUUCUGUUACCCCUACUGAUGAAUGUGAAUUAGGUCUUGAUGAUUGUUCCUCUCGUGCUGAUUGUAAAGACCUCGCUGAGAACUCUUUCACAUGUAAAUGCUGGGACGGUUAUGCGGACUAUUCGCCUGACGGUUAUGAUGGAAGAAACUGUGCAGCAUAUAACUGGAAGUUAAUAGCCAUCGUUGUUGGAUCGUGCGCGGGCGCCUUACUCCUGGCGUCCUGUGUGAUGAUAGUUUGUGGAGGCAACAUCAUCAAGAGAUGUACUGAAAGGCCAAAGGUCAUUACCAGUGGAACAAAACCAGCCCCGAAGCACGACGUAGGUGUCACAACCGAUGACACACAGGACAUCAUACCUUGGCAUCACCGUGAGAAAGACGAGCAGAUCUUCUAUGCGCAUCACGUGGAUGGUCAGGAAGCUCGACGUCUGAACACGGCUCGUAGUGUCCGAGGAAGCGAAACGUACGACAACGGCGAGUCGUACGACCUUGACGACUACAGGUCAUCUAAAACUGACCAAGAAGAUAGAUAUGUUCCUAUUGUCAUGUAGAAUCAGACAAUGAUGCAAUGAAGCCUAUCAGAGUUAUGUUAAUUUGUCACAAGUGACCCGGAGAUGGUGUAGUAUAGUAUCCACAAUGUAGUAGUAUAACAACAUUCCUUGAUUACCCCCACGCAGAUAAACCUGAUUAUCACUGGAAGCGCACAUUUUAUUGCUGACAAAAUAACGAUAAGAGAUAUAAUCAUAAAAAGAUAUUAAUAAAACACAAAAAUAUUAGGCAGAAUUUUCUACUGUUUAUGA
Molecule: messenger RNA, 3432 nt
Organism: Strongylocentrotus purpuratus (purple sea urchin)
Lineage: Eukaryota; Metazoa; Echinodermata; Echinoidea; Camarodonta; Strongylocentrotidae
Product: mucin-3A
Exons: 11
Coding region: 286-3183 (965 amino acids)
Source: RefSeq, a predicted model, not a curated record